GUGGGUGGCGGCGGUGUGCAGAGGCCUCCUGCGCACAUCAUGGCCCUGGCCUUUGCCGCAGCGCCCGCGGCGCCCACCGCCGGCCCCGCGCCCGCGCUGCGCCCCGCCGCCUCGCCCGGGCUCGCCGCCGAGGGCGGGCCGGGCGUCGGCCUCGCGUCCGCGGCGUGCGCGCUGGCGGCCGCCGCCGGGGUGGCGUCCGCGGCGGGGCACCGCCGGGCCCCAGCCAGGAAGCCCGCGGCCGCCCCGGCCCUGCGUGCCUUCGAGAACGAGCUCGGCGUCCAGCCGCCCACCGGCUUCUGGGACCCCGCGGGCUAUUGCUCGGACGGCGACGCGCAGGAGUUCUAUCGCCGCCGCUGCGUCGAGAUCAAGCACGGCCGCGUCAGCAUGAUCGCCUGCAUCGGCUACAUUGUACCGGAGUACUUCAAGUGGCCUGGCUAUCUCAGCCCCUCUGACGGCAUACAGUUCGCCGACGUCCCGCACGGGCUCGACGCCAUCACGCGGGUGCCGGCCGUGGGAUGGUUCCAGAUCGUGCUAUUCGGCCUGUCCAUGGAGCUGUUCGCGGCGUACCAGGACCCUACGAAGCUGCCCGGCAAGCUCAGCUCUCGUCUCGUCAUCGCCCUGACCGAGAUCAGGAACAAGAGCAUCGCAGGCGGCGUCAACAACAGUGGCUACGAGUUCGGCCCCUUCGGCAUUCCCAACGCCCCGUCCAUCAAGGACCCCGAGGUGCGCAAGCAGAAGCUGAACGCGGAGAUCGCGAACGGCCGCCUCGCGAUGGUCGCCAUCAUGGGCCUGAUGUUCCAGAACGGCACCGUCGGCACCACCGGCCCGGAGAUGUGGCUCGGCGCCAGCGCGACGGCGCGGGGCACACCCGAUCAGGUGUCGUACGGCGCGGGGCUGAAGCCGAAGACGAACAUGUCCCCGCGCCCGGAGUAUCUGGACGACGGAGAGUCGAUGCCCAUGCCGGCGCUGCCCCCGCCAGCCGGGAGCGCCCAGGCGAAGCUCCCGAUGGCCCUGCGGGGCACCGGGGGGCCGUUCCCCGACGACGUCUGGGACCCGCUGAACCUCAUGGAGGGCAAGAGCGAGGAGCAGCUGCUGCACUGGCGCGCCGUGGAGCUGAAGCACGCGCGCGUGGCCAUGCUCGCGGUGCUGGGCUGGUUCCACGUUGCGACCGGCUGGCACCCCGUCGGUGACGCGGCCGCGCGCAUGCGCGUCUCGGACGAUCCUCUGAUCAACUACACCCAGCUGCCAAUCGGAGGCGCUUUCCAGGUCGUGUUCACCAUCAUGGUCACGGAGUGGCUCUUCCUCUACGUGUGCAAGCCGCCGAAGGAGGCGCCUUGGGACCUCGUCGGCUGGACACCCACGCUGGUGGCGGAUCAGAACCAGCCGGAGUGGAAGGAGAGGCAGCUGUUCGAGCUGAACAACGGCCGCCUGGCCAUGGUCGCCUUCUUCGGCCUCGUGUUCCAGGACAUGGCCACCGGCGACUACGGCCCGUUCUUCGGGACCCCGAGCGCGUCCGGCGUAGCGAACGGGGCCGGGAGCUUCGACGGCCUCGAGCUCUUCCCCGGCGUGCCGAUGCCCAAGAGCCCGGGCGGCCUGACCCCCAACGUCUACCCUCCGGUGGGCUUCAUGAGCUACGACCCGCCGCCGCUGUGA
Molecule: messenger RNA, 1653 nt
Organism: Prorocentrum cordatum
Lineage: Eukaryota; Dinophyceae; Prorocentrales; Prorocentraceae
Source: the annotation of a GenBank genome assembly